GUUCUGCACGAAACGUCAACUGUUUGAAUGAGACAAGCGCAAUAGUGACACGGACGCCCUCCUUGUAACAACCGAGUCGAACCGAAGCUGCGCAUGCGCCACUUCUAACCGUUAGCAACGUGUGUAGUAUUCAAGCUGAUUCAACCUGGCCAACUCGUCGAAACAGUUACGUUAUUUUGCUGAAGUCGUUAAAAUGUUGAUGGUAUAUUUGUAACAAGAGGAGAAUUCAUCGAAAAUGGAUAACGACAGCACGGUGAUAUGCUCGGUGACUUUAGAAUGGGCGAAUGCACAAGGAGCCAAAAGGAAAGCCGUGCACAAGAAGGCAACCCUUCGACUCUGCCGCAACGAAUUCCGCCAGAUGAUCCUCGAGAUUGCCGCCGAAAAACUAGCACCAUUCAAGUUUCCACUCAAGAAUAUGUCCGUGCAUAAUAAAUUCAUGAACGAAGGUAAGACUUCCAUGAAGUUUCAGGAUCAAAAGUGUACCGUGUUCCUUUCAAACGCACCGCCUGGCCAGCUAACGACCUUUUUAAAGCUGCUAUUUGUGAAAAUGACCGGCGACAAGAAAACCAACACCGCCAAAGUGUCCCUGCGUGAACAACUGUUGACUAGUCAACCGAAAGUACUGGAUGAUAUCAGUCCAGUGACUGUUGCGGAUUUGAAACAUAUAAAAACAUCAAAAUCAACUGAUACUACACCUUCACCUUUGAGUAGAAAACGAAAGCUUCAAGAUGGGCACUCUCCUAGUCCAAAAAAAGCUUUCACAGUAAGUGAUCCAUUGAACGAUGAGCAGAAAGAAGUGCUGCAGGCUUGUCUAGGUGGGCAGAAUGUUUUCUUCACUGGGAGUGCAGGCACAGGUAAAAGUUACUUGCUGCGGAAGAUUAUUGGUGCUUUGCCUCCGGAUGUAACCACUGCAACAGCUUCCACUGGUGUGGCUGCUUGUCACAUUGGUGGGAUAACACUGCAUCAGUUUGCUGGCAUUGGCAGUGGUGAAGCUACACUUGAUAGGUCCUAUCAAAUGGCUUCAAAACCAUCUGUUGCUUCAAUUUGGAGAAAAUGCAAACAUUUGAUCAUUGAUGAAAUAUCCAUGGUGGAUGCAAACUUUUUUUAGAAAAUUGAAGCAGUCGCACGACAUGUAAGGAAAAACGACAAACCAUUCGGUGGUUUGCAGUUGAUUUUAUGCGGGGAUUUCCUACAGUUGCCUCCUGUGACAAAAUUCAAGCAGGAGAAGAAGUUUUGCUUCCAGUCAAAGGCUUGGAAUGAUUGCGUGCAGAGAGUGUUUGAGUUACGCAUUGUCCACCGCCAGAAAGACCCGGAAUUCGUCAGUAUUCUGAAUCAAAUCCGUGUUGGUGAUGUCCCGGAUUCAAUCAGCGAUCGCCUGCUUGCCACAUCCAAGCAACAAAUCGAACAGAACGGUAUUCUUGCAACUCGCUUGUGUUCACACAUGCAGGAUGCGAAUUUGAUCAACGAAAACAAGUUAAAUGAACUUAAAGGCGAGACUAGAGUCUUCAAAGCGCAGGACAGUGACCAGUACUCAAGCAAACAACUCGAUCAACAAACUCCGGUGCCAGCUGAGCUUAUUCUCAAGAUAAACGCGCAGGUCAUGCUUCUGAAAAACGUGAACAUUUCCAUGGGGCUUGUGAAUGGCGCACGUGGCGUUGUCGUCGGUUUCCGUGAGGGUUUACCACUCGUGCGUUUCCGUAACAAGAAAGAAUACCUCGCUAAACCUGAGAAAUGGACGAUGAAAACCGCCGGCGGUGCGACAAUUACACGUAAACAAGUACCGCUGAAACUUGCAUGGGCGUUUUCCAUCCACAAAUCGCAAGGACUCACACUCGACUGCGUUGAAAUGUCUUUAGCACGUGUGUUUGAAGCUGGGCAAGCUUACGUGGCGCUUUCACGUGCGCAAAGUUUAGAUACUCUGCGCGUGCUCGAUUUUAAAGCGUCGCAGGUCUGGGCCAAUCCGGAUGUGCUAGCGUUUCAUAAACGACUGCGAGCUGAAAUCGCGGAUGCAGCUAUUGUCAGCACAAUGAUUCCCUUAGGAAAAUCAAUGCCAUUACCUGCCAAAUCAGGCAGCAAGAGUGGUAUUACUCGCAAACCGAAAAAGUUACUGUUUUCAAGCAAACCGAUCGUUUCCAUCUCGUGAAAACCAUUGAAUACUCAAUUAUCUUAGUAUUAUUAAUGAAGUAAUCUGAUUUUAAACCAAUGACGGAUUUUUAGACCGAAUUAAUGUUGCAAUGCAAUCGAAGAGAGCAGAAAUUGUCGAAAUUCUUUAUUAUAUUGCAAGAUUUCAAGGUAUUAGCGCAUGCAUGACUGAAUAUUUCCUAAGAACACUCUCAUGACAGUACCAUAUUAAUUUUAUUUAAACCACUAGCAUUAAUACGUUAAUUCUUUCGUAUAUUUUUACAAUAUAAUAAAGAAUUGUCAAUUGACGCUGAUUUAUGUUUACUUGCAUGCAUGAUGAUGAUAAUUUUCUUUUAAAAUUCAAUCUUUACUCUGCUCGAUUACGCAAGGAAUCAACACUGAUAGAAAAAGAAUGAGGUUAGGUAUAAGGUAUGUGCAUUUAUUCUGAUCGCCUCUUUAACUGGUGACAUUUAUUUCCACCGGUGGAAUAAACCGCCAUAUAUGGUUCGUUAGACUCGCCACGUUGGCGGAAUCGGGCGCAGUUACCUGUAUGUCCAUUUUAUACUGACCUGGAGUGAAGAAGAGCACAUUGCACGCGUGCUGCGUCGAAUUCUGCGGCGCUAGUGUCGGCAAGAAUAUUCUAAACAAUAAAACGAUUAAUUUAUAAUACAUAUACGAAGCUGGAAUGAA
Molecule: messenger RNA, 2811 nt
Organism: Dalotia coriaria
Lineage: Eukaryota; Metazoa; Arthropoda; Insecta; Coleoptera; Staphylinidae
Product: ATP-dependent DNA helicase PIF1-like
Biological process (GO): DNA repair; telomere maintenance
Molecular function (GO): ATP hydrolysis activity; DNA helicase activity
Source: RefSeq, a predicted model, not a curated record